GGUUCCCCGGCCACUGGGGUCCCCUGAUGUCCCCAUCCCUCCCCUCCACAGGCACUGGUUGGCGGGGGCGUACCCCCAAUUUGCCGUCCCCUACUUCAUCUACGACGUCUACGCCAUGUUCCUGUGUCACUGGCACCGGGGACGGGUGAAGGGACACGAAGUGGCGCCUCCCCCGUCCCUGAGGGCGGCCGCUGGCGCCUACCUGCGCAAGGACUUCCUCAUGGUGCUCCACCACGCCGCCAUGGUGCUCGUCUGCUUCCCGGUGGCCACCCUGUGGCGCCAGGGGAAGGGUGACUUCUUCUUGGGGUGUCUCCUGAUGGCCGAGCUCAGCACCCCCUUCGUCUGCCUCGGCAAGGUCCUCAUCCUGUACCAGCGCCAACACACGGCUCUCCACAAACUCAACGGGGUGGCCCUCCUCCUCACCUUCCUCCUCUGCCGCGUCCUCCUCUUCCCCUACCUCUACUGGGCCUACGGCCGCCACCGGGGACUUCCUACCAACUGGUUCCCGCUCGCCCCUCCCAGUACGGAGGGCGUCCCACGUCCCACCCAAGGUCUUUCUCCAGAGCUUCGGUGGCCCUCGUGGUGGCUCCUCCUCGGUGGCCUCCGGGUGGCACUUACACCCCGAGAAGGUCUCGAGGGCCACCGUGGGGUGACGGAGGAGAAGACCUCUCCCAUGGGGACAGCCCAACCCGGAGGUGACACCCACCGGGGGAGGAGAAGCCGAGAGGGUGAAGGGGGUGGAGAUGGUGUGGUCAAAGGUCACCUUAAGGUGGAGACCACCUCUGGUGUCCCCGUCCCCCCCUCCCCCAAAGCUCUCCGGGGUCUUCUCUCCCAGUCCGGUGGCCCAGUUGGGAUGGUGGGGGGCACUCAAGACCACCCAACCAUGGAGAACGUCCACCUCCUCGCUGGUGGACCACUGGGGAGAACACUGAAGUUCUCAAGAACUUGGUUGCUUCAGUCUUCGCCGGUGACCACCAUCGACCUCCAGGGGGAGAUCUGCUCCUCCAUGGACAUCUGUGGGCCACUGGUGGAGAUCUGCUCCAUUGUGGACCUCCAGGGGGAGAUCUGCUCCUCCGUGGACAUCUGUGGGCCACUGGUGGAGAUCUGCUCCAUUGUGGACCUCCAGGGGGAGAUCUGCUCCUCCGUGGACAUCUGUGGGCCACUGGUGGAGAUCUGCUCCAUUGUGGACCUCCAGGGGGAGAUCUGCUCCUCCAUGGACAUCUGUGGGUCACUGGUGGAGAUCUGCUCCACUGUGGACCUCUGUGGGCUGUAG
Messenger RNA from Charadrius vociferus (killdeer), 1273 nucleotides. RefSeq lists its product as uncharacterized. The record is from RefSeq and is a predicted model, not a curated record. The annotation marks the transcript as partial. The transcript has 4 exons. Gene Ontology annotation, cellular component: endoplasmic reticulum; membrane. Gene Ontology annotation, biological process: lipid homeostasis; ceramide biosynthetic process. Gene Ontology annotation, molecular function: sphingosine N-acyltransferase activity. NCBI's taxonomy places the organism in Eukaryota, Metazoa, Chordata, Aves, Charadriiformes, Charadriidae.